CUCGUAGGUGCCAUUCUUUAUGGAGCCAGUCGGGAAUUUCUUUUCCCUCCAGUCCUCUAUUUACCUGUUGGUCAUUCUUAAAACCCGGAGAAACGGAGUUUAUAUUUCGGAGGCUCGGAGUGACCAGAGCAACGUAAUUGGGCAUGCUCAGAAGGUUGGCCUGGUUUGGAAAACAAACGUCUUGAACGAGGGCUUGCAGUGCUGCUUGUUUCCGGAAUUGGAGGCAUCUGUCUCCCCUGCAUUAUCUUGGGAGAUGGCACCCCCUCCCACCUCCUUGGCACUCUCACUUUUUUCGAUACAUCCGUGUGCCUAAUUUUGGAGCCAGCCCUCCUGGAUCUCCUGGCCAAUCAAGAGGCCACACAUUGUUGCCUGAGAGACCCCGGAUGCCAGCGAAAGGAUUUAUAGAGGAUGAUUGGACUAAUGGGAAGCUAGAGGGUGGGGGCUGGGCAAAGUCAAAGGAAAAGCAGCCAUGGCAACACCAGCGCUUGAGGCUUGAAGAGGGGAGUCCAGCUGAAAGAGGUAUAGUUGUUCUUAUAGAAGAAUAUCCAGUCAUUUCAUGAUGGCUUUUGCACCUCCAAAAGGCACAGAUGGUCCCAAAAUGCAGACAAAGAUGAGUACUUGGACACCCUUAAACCAUAAGCUUUUGAAUGACCGGGUAUUUGAAGAAAGAAGAGCUCUAGUUGGAAAAUGGUUUGACAAAUGGACAGACUCUCAAAGGAGAAGAAUCCUGACAGGCCUGUUGGAGCGCUGCUCCCUGUCACAGCAAAAGUUCUGCUGUCGAAAGCUCCAGGAGAAAAUCCCAGCAGAAGCUCUGGAUUUCACCACCAAGCUCCCCAGAGUGUUGUCCUUACGCAUCUUUUCUUUCCUGGACCCAAGAAGCCUCUGUCGUUGUGCCCAGGUGAGCUGGCACUGGAAGAACUUAACUGAGCUGGAUCAGCUCUGGAUGCUCAAAUGUUUGCGGUUUAACUGGUACAUCAAUUUCUCUCCAACUCCCUUUGAGCAGGGUAUAUGGAAGAAGCACUACAUUCAAAUGGUGAAGGAGUUUCAUGUUACCAGACCUAAGACAUCUCCAAAAGAUGGGUUUGUGGUUGCUGAUGUUCAACCAGUGACAGGCAGUUCUCCAGAGGAAAAGCGGUCUCCGUCAUCGGCUUUCCGGUCUCCUUCCUCUUUAAGAAAGAAGAACCACUCGGGGGAAAAAGAACUCCCACCCUGGCGAUCCUCUGACAAGCAUCCAACUGAUAUCAUUCGCUUCAAUUACCUGGACAAUUGUGACCCCUUCGAGCAGAUCUGGCAAGGAAGAAAGAAAAGACAUGAAACGACCCCAGAUUCCAGCCGACAGUCACAUGAUAAGAAAAAUAAACUGCGGGACAGAUCUAAGCUAAGAAAAGCACAGUCGCUGAAUCAAGCGGUGGUUUAAAUCCUGGUCUCUGGAAGGGACUGACCAGCUGUGUAAUCUUGAAGAUGCCCUUCACUUAAUCUUCUGGGCCUUGUUUUCUCCUCUGUUUAAAACAAAACAAAAAGACUAGAUGAACUGAUGUGUAUGAAUCUGCUUUGAGAACUAUACAAUAUAAAGGGAACAUCCUUAUCAUUUCGGUUUUCCUUCUGCUAUGAGCCCUUUGGUGGGGGUGCUAUAGAAAUUUCUCUACAGAAAUCACUGCUCUAUAGAGUGAAGGUUCCACUGACCUAAGAAAAAGGUGCACUUUCCUGCUACCAGUGGAGUAUGAUCACAAUGGUGCAUUUCAAGUAACUGCAGAAAAAAUGAACUCAGAACUUUUCUCUCCCUAAUGAAAAAAAUAGCUACUUGGUGACCUAAUAAAGUCAGUAAUUGUGUCCAGGGAACAUUAUCAUUUCAUGGCAGAGUUUUCCAAACUGAUUCUAUAGCCCCAAUGGAUCCCUUUGAGCACAUGAGUCUUUGGUGCAAGGUAGAAGGGAAUAAGAAGGGAAUCAAAAGUUCACAUUAUUAGUAAAGAUUUAGAAGAAGAAAAAAAAAGCAGCUGAGGAUACACACUGAAGGCAAAUGAAUAUAAAAUGAAUGUGAAUUGGGAGGAGAAAAAGUAGGUACUCGUGAGUAAAUCACUUUGAUAGCUCUGCUUUAAAGCCCUAUUACUUUCCAUUUAAAUUUAUUUUCAAGUGUUAUUAUAUUCAAAAAAGAGAGAGUGAGAUGAGCUUUUUCAAAUAGGGCUAUUUGUAUUCUGAGGGACCAGUUUUGUUGGGCUGGAUGAGGAUUAUCACAGGCAGAUGUGCAAAUGCCCGAGGGAAUGGGGAUGCUUAAAGCAGAGCAGUAAAAUUGUCAGUGAAAACCAUUAAUCGAGAGAAAUAACUUUAUGAGGCUUUAUCACACAGGCCAUUCAGACAUGCUCCUGUCUGGUUUCCCGGCCUCUCCUAAGCCAGGAGGACAAGAGCGAUCUGGGGGAGAUGAGGGAAUUGAAGGACGAUAAAAAUUGAUGGUAAUGUAUGCUUACGAAUGAUCAGCACAAACAUUUCUCUGGCUUAAGAAGGAACAGAACAACAAAAACCAAAGGCUAAACAGAAGCCUUCUCCGCGGGCUUUUGACAUUAACCAUCUGUCACAUGUUAGCAGGGCUUGCUUAAGUUGAAAUAUUUGUUAUAAAUGAAAAACUUUAAAAGUUGCACUGCUAAUUAAAGCCCCAAAGGGAAACCAGGACAGAUUAAACAACGAUAAAGAACUAUUAUGCUAUGAAUAAAUAAAGUUUGUGACUGUAUUGAUCUACUUGUAUUGUUUAUGUAACUAUACUAAUUACAAUCACUAUUUAUGUUUAGUAGUUUUGCUGAGGAGCACAGGCAUAAUCAAACCUUCCAAAAGUACGUGGAGGUCUUGGUCUGGGUGACGAUGCACAUUAUAACUG
Pipistrellus kuhlii (Kuhl's pipistrelle) is the source of this 2866-nucleotide messenger RNA. It is a transcript of the gene FBXO16, whose product is annotated as F-box protein 16. Bases 557 to 1417 code for a protein of 286 amino acids. The transcript has 8 exons. Gene Ontology annotation, molecular function: protein binding. The record is from RefSeq and is a predicted model, not a curated record. NCBI's taxonomy places the organism in Eukaryota, Metazoa, Chordata, Mammalia, Chiroptera, Vespertilionidae.